Molecule: messenger RNA, 461 nt
Organism: Temnothorax curvispinosus
Lineage: Eukaryota; Metazoa; Arthropoda; Insecta; Hymenoptera; Formicidae
Product: PRELI domain-containing protein 1, mitochondrial-like
Exons: 3
Source: RefSeq, a predicted model, not a curated record
AAGAAGAAGAAGAAAAUUAGCUGGGACCGCUGGGACAGAGAAUGGAAGAAAACAACGAUGACUAUGAGAAAGGUAGAGAUAAUGGUCAAUGGAGGAGGAGAUGCAAACACCAGUGGGAAAUAUCAGCGUCAGACGAUCCGCGCUACGCUUGUCAUGCGGCAUACUCGCCACGGACUCUGAUCAGUCUGAUCCAUCGUCACCAUGUGUCCUCGCGGUAAUCUCCAUCGCUCUUUCGUUGAUAAAUUCAUCGUUCACCAUCUACACGAGGAAUUUGGGAUACACCAAAGUCAUGAGCAUCGUCGAGCAAAUGGUUCAUCACAUCUCCGAGGAGAAUCCUGAAUGGACAGUUGCAGAGAGAUCGGCGUGGAUUGACAGUCUCCAGGUCUUCGGUUUCAGCAGGGCUAUUCAAGUCUUCGGAUUAAAUCAAUUUAAAAAGAGUUGCGCCAAGAUAUUGAAAGGCU